Molecule: messenger RNA, 4101 nt
Organism: Durotheca rogersii
Lineage: Eukaryota; Fungi; Ascomycota; Sordariomycetes; Xylariales; Xylariaceae
Exons: 5
Coding region: 179-3952 (1257 amino acids)
Source: RefSeq, a predicted model, not a curated record
UCGUCGCCGCCGCGCACAGGCCGGAUACCCAACCGUUGAAGCCAGAGGUUCGAUGUCCAAUUGUCUGGUACCGCUCCUGCAAACGCCCGCAUUAUACUCGUCAUUAUACGCGCAUAGAAGAUAAUAGGAGUAGUCUUUUAAGGUACCCACAGGCCUCGUCCCUGUGGGCCGAGGGAUCAUGGCCGAUAAUCGAGAAAUCGCGUACUGCUCUGCGCGGGCUAAUCCUAUCGCACAUGUUCAGGUAGCUGACUUCUCGCACGUACAAUAUUUGCGGGUGCCACACUCGGAACCUGAAAUCGACGAUCGAGCUGGUAAGGGCGAGCCUGGGGAAGAGCGCGUAGGCCGGGAGCACCAUCCAGACCCACUGGCGCUUCAAAAUCCCCCAUCACCGAAAUCCGCACAAGUAAACUCGCCCAAAUUAAAUAUUCAAACACCUCAAAGUCCUCAGCCCGAUGAGACGAAGUUAGAGAAGGAGACUGCUCCUCUAGCCUCUGGGAAAAAGAGAAAGAACCAGAAAAAGACGGAAAAGGCCAGGCAGAAGGAAAAGGAGAAGAAGGCUGACAAGGCCAAGAACGCCGCAGAGAGCAUGGCGUCCAACGCCGAAUCAUCGCAAACUCCACCGUCGCCAACCGCUAACACGGAUCCUGAAGGUCCAUUGCCUUCGAGUGAGGCUACAAAGGCAGAAUCAUCAUCACCGCCUGACCAGAGCCCUGAUGAGCCAGAAAAGAAGGAACAAGAUAUUGACUCCAAGCCGGUAGCAGAGUCUCAACCGCCAGUAGAGGACGCCAAACACGAAGAGACAGAAGACGGGGAAAUAAAGGCAGCGGAUGUCACAGACGUUGUACCAGCACAUGCGCCGACGAACGAAUCUUCCAAUACGCCGGGCCCGGAGCAGCCUGACGACCCAGUCGCAUCGGAACCCACGCCGGAGCCCGUCAAGCAACCAGAAAGCACCCAUUCCUCUGUGGAUCUUCCGGCUGAUGGUCCCGCUGGAAAAGCGGGCGAGGAAAUAGCACUAGAAGCCGCGCAAAAGCCGGCAAAAGCUGACGAAACCCCCGUGUCUCAACCCUCAGCCAACAGUGCCGGCGACGAGCGCUCGGCCACUAGCGAUUCAACAGCAGCAGACCAAUCUCCUCCAACCGAGAAAGAAAGCAGACCCCGUGAUAGGCAUGCAAAUGACCAGGGGGUUGCAGGACCAACGCCAGGAUCUGACCCGGUCGUUGACAAUUCUGGAACGGGGAAACCUGGUGUCGAUUCAGACCCGUUAAGCGAUAACCCUAGUGCGGAGGCUUCUGCUGAUGCCUUGCCUUCCAAUGAUCAAACGACUAUUAUACACGAGGAGGCGGAGGGCCACGCCCACGUAGAAGAAAACAUCACGGCUAUGCCCGAAUCAGACGGAGCUACUCAUAGUGAAGACAACGGCAAGGCGGAAGACGAAACCGAAGCUACCGGCGCGCCAGGCCCGACCGAAACGGAGCCACAAGCGGAAAACACGCCCGAGGCUUCUGUAGAAUCCAGUGCCCAAGGCAAACUAGAACAAGCCCCACAGAAGGAAGAUGUUGAUACCACGGCUGACGGCGCCCCUGCGCCCAAAGACACUGAGUUAGAAGAAACCAGAUUGGACGAAACCAACAAGCCUAAGAUGGAGGAGAACGAGUCACAAAAUGUGUCAGCCAUUGAGACAAUAGCUGCGACACUUCCUCAAACAGGAGAGACAGAGGAUGAACCGGCAGGCAGAUCGGUUGAACCUGUGGUGCACCCUGAAGGAGUGGUCGACGAAGCUCCCCAGCCAACCAAGGAACAAGUCACGACAGAGAGCGAGGAGCCACACGAUAGUUUGGCGGUGGAUAUGUCUAGUAAUGGGAACGAGGAUGCUAAUAAUCCAGCUGCAGAGCCGCCUAUUCCGACCCCUGGAGAUACUCACCCAGUAGAAUUUUUGAAUACUCAAGAUACCACCGAGUCCGAGAGCACCACUCAGGAAGGCAAAUCUAGCGAUGAGCCGAAGGCCAGUUCUGAUGUUGAGUCGAAGGGUAAUAUCGACGAGUCGGAUACGAACGCAGAAGAUGCUAAACAGAUCGGCGAAGUCGAGGGAGCAGCAGGCACGCAGGAAGUGAAGCCGCUGACGCUAGAGCAAGCUUGCACUGUUGCGGUCCCGCUUACGGAGGAUGCUACUGAGGUGCCGGCUGACGAAAUGCCAGCCAAUAACGCGACUGAAAACCUCGAAAAUAUAGAAAGCGCACCAGACUCCGAAGUGAAGCCAGCUGAUGAUGGUACUGAGGUGGAAGAUGCUAUCCCGCUAGCAGUUCAAGGAACGAAAAACGAUGCUUCUGGGGUUUCCCAUGAAAUCACCUCCCCGAGCAUAGACAGCCCUGCAUCUGAGGCGCAGGGAGGUAAUAGCGGGACACAAGACUUGUCUGAUGAAAAUACAGGGGACAGCCUGAAGCCCUCUGAUUCUAAUCCUGAAAAUAUGGAAGGGGCGUCAAUGGGAGCCUCGGGCGAUGAAAAUACGCAAAUAGCGAUUGAACCCUUAGACCCGCCAAUCUCUACCAACAAUGCUGAGGGAGGUCCCACCGCCGGGGAGGUGUCGUCUAUCCCCGAGACAGAUGACGCUGCUAAAACCACGGUCACCGCUCUUGAUGUAUCUCCUGAGGGAGAGACCCACGACACCAUAGCGGCCAUAGUUGCCGAGUCAACAGAACCAGCCGCUUCAGGUGCACAGGACGAACCAUCCGAAGAACCUCAAAAGUGUGUGGACGGCCAAGCGACCAUUGAGUCUUCAGCAGACGACCCCGACGAAGGAGGAGCAGCAGAGACUAUAGAAGACAAAUACGAGUCUCCACCUGAAAUGAGUCCACCCGAACCGGCACGCCCUGCCGAGUCUACGGAGGCUACUGAGAAAGUAGCGAGUUCAGAAGCGGCCCCCGAGCUCAUAUCUCCCGAGGAUGCGAGUACUAUCCAGGAUAAGCGCGAAAGUAACGAUGAUACGAAUACUGGGCCCCCAAAGGAAACUCCGGCGGAUCCAAUGUCCGUAAAGGAACCCGCAACCUCAGAUGAGGCGCCCGAGCCCAUAUCUCCUAAGGAUGCGAGUGCGGGUCAGGAUAGGCCCGAAAGUAGCGAUGAUACGAAGACUGAGCCUCUAGAGGAAACUUCGGCGGAUGCAGUGUCCGUAAAGGAACCUGAAACUUCAGAAGAGCAGCCAGUUGAAGAAAUACUAGCGCCUAUCGAAACAACGGAAAGUUCAGGAGAGCCGGUGACUCAGGAGGGGGCAUCCCCUACAGAUGAAAACAUAGAAUUGGAAUCAACUCUUCCAGAAGACCAAGCAAAGAAUCCUGCCACUCCAGACACAACCGAUCCGCCUAUAAUCCAGCCAGCUGAAGCCGGGAACUCUGUUGAGAUUACUAAUGCGGAACCCCUCGAACGCGGAGAGACGCCUGGGGAAAAUAUGGACGUGAUACCCACCAAAGAACAUGGAGACAUAGAUGUACCAGAUUCCGAGCCUGAAGCGGUUGUGGCUAGCCAAGAGACUCCUUUACAAGAGACCUCCGUAGUUGAGAAACAUGACGGCGUCCCCGAGGAUCAGAGCGAUCACGAACCUCCAGAAACGACCCUCCCCACGAAAGAUGUAGCAUCUACACCCGAAACACCAGAGCUUCAGACUUCUACCCAAGUAGCCGAGAAUACCGAUAGCAAAGAAAGCACGGAUGAGCAGGUAAUCACAGCUGCUGUGCCCGAGAACCCGCCUCUUGAGAUCAAAGAGGCCAGUCUGCCCGCUGACAAGGUUGCUGUCGACUCUCUUGCUGGGGAGACCGCUCCUACUCCUGAACGGGACCGGCUACCGCCGAAGACGCUUCUACGAAGAAGGCCCUCGAUGAAGACCCCGCUGUCAAGAAUGCCACCGAGAGCACGGCUGCUGUCCAAGAACCAGCUUCUGUCGAACAAACCCCUUCCGUAGUGGAGGCUUCCACCCAAGCUCUCGCCCAAGAACCCACUUCUCAAAAUUCUAACGAGGACUUCAAUUCUGAAAUUCCGACUAUGGACCACCACAUGGGAGAAUCUUCUACAAAGGAAAACCCUAUAAACGAUUCUGUCGAGGAGGACGCU